Molecule: messenger RNA, 3708 nt
Organism: Spodoptera litura
Lineage: Eukaryota; Metazoa; Arthropoda; Insecta; Lepidoptera; Noctuidae
Source: RefSeq, a predicted model, not a curated record
UAAAAUCGCCAAAAUUCAGUUUCAAUUAGGUACGUUACACAGUUAGAAGCGAAAUAAAAGUACUCGUGUGUCGGCGACGCGUGGGAUCGGACGUACCUCAUGUAAGAGCAGUUUUGUUAUGGCAUCAAUAAAAAUCUUUACGGAAACAUCUGCAGUCAUAAAAGCUGUCGUAUCGGUUUCGGCGAUGCUUAUGGAUCGCUACGAAGAGUGAGGCUGAAUCAGUUGGCGUCGAGGAUCGGAGGCGAGAAGGUGGUGAACGGGGUGGAAGGAUGGUCAUGGUUCCGAGGGGUCGGUAGUGCAGUGCGGCACGCGCCGGCGCGGAUCGAUCGCGCGACAUCGACCGCGCGGGGCGGGGCGCCGUCGCUCAGUCGCGCGCGGGCACGGCGUGCGGGCGCGCGCAUCGCUGCACGUGCAUGGCGCGCCUGACUGGAUGCCUCGCGCCCUCGGGGAAUGGCUUCGUCCGAGGAAGAGGCGACUACAGCGUCGACCGACACUUAUCCUGAAGAUGAUGACUGCCUCAGUGUACGAAAAUGGUGGUGCUUUCUGCUGUCGUCGAUUUUCACCUUCCUUGCGGGGUUGCUCGUGGUGCUGUUAUGGCGCGCGUGCGCGUUCGUCUGCUGCCACAAGGAGCCGGAGCUGGCACCCAACGACCCCAAGCAGAAGGAGCAGAAGGCGGCGCGGCAGGGCAAACAAGAGUUCGAGGGCACGUUCAUGACCGAAGCGAAAGACUGGGCCGGCGAACUCAUAUCCGGUCAGACCACCACCGGACGAAUACUGGUAGUGUUGGUGUUCAUCCUGAGUAUAGCAUCGCUCAUCAUCUACUUCAUUGACGCGUCCAGUGAAGAGGUUGAGCGAUGUCAGAAAUGGAGCGACAAUAUUACUCAGCAAAUCGACCUUGCCUUUAACAUAUUUUUUAUGGUCUACUUUUUUAUACGAUUUAUAGCAGCUAGUGACAAACUAUGGUUCAUGCUCGAGAUGUAUUCAUUUGUAGAUUAUUUCACGAUACCCCCAUCCUUUGUAUCAAUAUACCUCGAUAGAACGUGGAUAGGGCUGAGAUUUCUCAGAGCUCUACGCUUAAUGACCGUGCCUGAUAUUUUGCAAUACCUCAAUAUAUUAAAAACAUCGAGCUCAAUUCGGUUGGCGCAAUUAGUUUCUAUAUUUAUAUCAGUGUGGCUGACCGCUGCCGGCAUUAUUCAUUUGCUGGAAAACUCUGGUGACCCAUUAGAGUUCGAGAAUGCCCAGAAACUAUCGUACUGGACGUGUGUGUACUUCCUGAUAGUCACCAUGUCCACUGUAGGUUACGGUGACGUAUUCUGUCACACAGUACUUGGAAGAACAUUUUUGGUUUUUUUUCUCCUCGUUGGCUUGGCGAUAUUUGCCAGUUGUAUCCCAGAGAUAAUUGACUUAAUCGGCACUAGACCCAAGUAUGGCGGCACCCUCAAGAAUGAGCGGGGACGCAGGCAUAUUGUGGUCUGUGGACACAUAACUUACGAGUCAGUGAGCCAUUUUUUAAAAGACUUCCUACAUGAGGACAGAGAGGAUGUAGACGUCGAAGUUGUUUUUUUACACAGGAAACCGCCCGACCUGGAGCUCGAAGGCCUGUUCAAGAGGCACUUUACCACUGUGGAAUUCUUUCAAGGCACCAUUAUGAAUCCAAUCGACCUACAGAGGGUGAAAGUACAUGAAGCAGACGCGUGCCUGGUGCUGGCCAACAAGUACUGCCAGGACCCCGACGCGGAGGACGCCGCCAACAUCAUGAGAGUCAUCUCUAUCAAGAACUACUCCGACGACAUCAGGGUCAUCAUACAGCUGAUGCAAUAUCAUAAUAAGGCCUACCUCCUAAACAUUCCAUCAUGGGACUGGAAGCAAGGCGAUGACGUCAUCUGCUUGGCGGAGCUGAAACUGGGCUUCAUCGCGCAGAGCUGCCUCGCGCCCGGCUUCUCCACCAUGAUGGCCAACCUGUUCGCCAUGCGCAGCUUCAAGACGUCCCCCGACACACAAGCUUGGCAGAACGAUUACCUGCAGGGUACGGGCUGCGAGAUGUACACGGAGACACUGUCGACCUCCUUCACGGGAAUGAGCUUCCCGCAGGCGAGCGAAUUAUGCUUCACGAAGCUCAAGCUGCUGCUGCUCGCCAUCGAGAUCAAAGGCGAGGAGGGAGCCGACAGCAAGAUCUCCAUCAACCCGCGCAGCGCCAAGAUACACGCCAACACGCAAGGCUUCUUUAUAGCGCAGUCCGCUGACGAGGUCAAAAGAGCUUGGUAUUAUUGCAAGGCCUGCCACGAGGACAUCAAAGACGAAACGCUCAUCAAGAAGUGCAAAUGCAAAAACUUGACCGCGCACCAGCGGAAGGUUGGAGCCGACAUAGAUGUUGGAAUGAUGAUGAUGCAGACUGGGAUGGUGAAACAAAGUCUUAAUACGUACCGUGCUUGUCUCGACGAUGAUCACCAUCCUCCCCCCACCUUCACGCCGCCAGAGUUGCCCAAGAAGGUCCAUGUUCGAGGUGAAAUUGCGAGAGAAAGAGGGGAGGAUACUAGUUUAAUAAAUCGCAAUCAUCGGAGUGCGGCGCCGACAACGCUGCUGUCUCCGAGCGCGAACCAGCUGGUGAACACCACCACCACUAGGCAGGUCAACAAGGUGAAGCCCAACGUCAACAGGGCACCACCGGACACGAAUCCCCAGGAUCAAGAUACCAAUUACCAGGCCUAUCACCUUGCCUACGAAGUGAAAAAACUCAUGCCUACGAGUAGAAGCAGUGGUGGGAACCAAAACAGCAAUGGCGUCAGCCUGCCCGCGGGCCUGGCUGAUGACCAGUCGAAAGAUUUCGACUUCGAAAAGACUGAAAUGAAGUAUGACUCCACUGGAAUGUUCCAUUGGAGCCCUGCGAGGAAUUUGGAAGAUUGUAUUUUAGACCGAAAUCAGGCGGCCAUGACAGUUCUAAACGGGCACGUGGUAGUGUGUUUGUUCGCGGACCCUGACUCGCCGCUCAUUGGGUUACGGAACCUGGUGAUGCCGCUGCGGGCAUCCAACUUCCACUACCACGAGCUCAAGCACGUCGUCAUCGUGGGGAGCGUCGACUAUAUUAGAAGAGAGUGGAAGAUGUUGCAGAAUCUACCAAAGAUUUCUGUUUUGAAUGGUUCACCGCUAAGCCGGGCUGACUUGCGUGCAGUGAAUGUGAACUUGUGCGACAUGUGCUGUAUCCUGUCGGCGAAGGUGCCAUCAAACGAUGACCCGACGCUGGCCGACAAGGAAGCUAUCUUGGCUUCGCUGAACAUCAAGGCGAUGACGUUCGACGACACGAUAGGAGUGCUGAGCGCCGGCGUCACCAACGGCAGCAGCGCGGCGCCGCCCCCGCCUGGCGCGCCGCCCGCGCCCGUCUUACUGCAGCGCAGGGGGUCCGUCUAUGGUGCCAAUGUGCCUAUGAUUACUGAGUUGGUGAACGACAGUAACGUGCAGUUCCUGGACCAGGACGACGACGAUGACCCGGACACGGAGCUGUACCUGACGCAGCCCUUCGCGUGCGGUACAGCCUUCGCCGUCAGUGUACUCGACUCACUUAUGUCCACCACGUAUUUCAACCAAAAUGCCUUAACGUUGAUCCGCUCGUUGAUCACGGGCGGCGCGACGCCAGAGCUGGAGCUCAUCCUGGCCGAGGGCGCGGGGCUGCGCGGCGGGUACUCCACGCCAGAGAGCUUAGCUAAUAGGUAA